GGAGGCCUUUUUCUUUUUAAUAGAUGAGAGGAUAGAUUAGGAAUAGAAUUAUCCGGGUACGAUAACAUAUACACACACAAACACACCCCAUGCCCAGCACGCAACAGAUAGCAGGCAUGUAAAAGCAAUCGGUAAAACCACACCGCACGAUCCUCUACGCCCCGCCGAGUGUGUGUGUCUCAUACACCCUACCAGCACGCCACGUAUAUAGCUGAGUUUCGGCGGAUUCGGCCAAUAAGCAUCGCUGGUCGCCAAAACUUCUACCAUCGCAAAGUGGCGACAGCAUUUCGUAGAUAAAUCCCACUGGGACAGCUCGCCUUUUCCAUAGGCUCUUAACAAAACUCUUCGGACGGACACGCGAAGGGCUGGUUACAGAGAGCACUUGUCCUACCAGUAAUUAUUUCUCCCGUUCUCAAUCUUCGGGGGUAAAUACGCAUCCAAGUCCACGCCGGCAGUAGAUAGUUGGGCCAGUGAUCUAGUGAGUCCGGUACAGGGCUCUCCUCAUUUCUUCGGUGCUGGGUUAUGUUAAGAACAAACUUUUAGACCAUUUGGGGGUGCAUUUUUGGUGUGGUGGUGACAGAUUUCUUAGUGGUGAAUCUCUUCUUAUAUUUUUGAUUUGUUUGUUGUAUUUAUUGCGGGGGUUUGAAUUAGAAGUGAAAACCCGAUUGAAAUUUACGCAGGGGAAUUUUGUGGCUUCUUCCUUUUCUUGUGAACCUCGGUUUUUUGGUGUUUAUGAUCAGAAGUAGUUGGUUGGAGGAAAAAUGGCGUUUAACUAUCUGGUGAUUGUAUUCUGCACGACAGCGGGGAGAAGAGGAGCUUUGCUUGGCACAGACGAGGAAGACCUAGUCCUCCUAGUAUCGGUGGUGGUGGACGUUGAAACCAAUAAGGUUGUAAAAUUCAACCAGAACUACAUUCGACCUGAAAACUCUGAACUAUCAGAAGAACUAUGUACCACUCUCAACAUCAGGCCAGAGGUUAUUACUGGGGCAGCCAACCUAAGCCGAGUCAUAGCAGAGUUCGACAACUACCUGACGACCGAACUCGUAGGCGAGGACGGGAAGACAUUUUGCCUUCUGACUGACGGCCAGCUCCACGUGCGACAAUGCCUUCACCCACAGACCAUCAACAAGGGCAUCGCGAUCCCGGACUACUUCUACAGCUUCUUCGACCUCCGGAAGGAGUUCCGCCGGAAGUACCCCAACGCACCACACAUCACAGACGUCAAGGACAUGGCGACCUAUUUGAAAAUAGACGUGGGUAACUUUAACUACACAGAGACCGGCAUUGAUGAGUGCCGAACGAUGGCCAGUAUAGUCACCAAGAUGAUCUCAGAUCAUCAUCGGUUCAUCAAACCGGAUUAUGUCACGAAGAAAUACGAACCAGGAACAUACGACAAGACAGAUAGUAUACCGGAUGAUACGGCGGUGAAAGCCCGCGGUCUCCCAUGGCAAGCUUCGGAUAGAGAUGUCUUCCGUUUCUUCAAAGGACUCAACAUUGCUAGGGGUGGUGUUGCCCUCUGCCUAAACACACACGGACGUAGGAAUGGGGAGGUGAUGGUACACUUCGAAAGUUCAGAACAGCGCGAUAUGGCCCUCCAGAGGCAUAAACACAACCUGGGAAAAAGAUACGUUGAGGUAUUCAAAGCAACGGGAGACGAGUUUAUCCGCGUGGCUGCUGGGACAUCGAAAGAGGCAACACUCUUUUUAGCUAGAGAUGAUGGACAUAUCAUUGUGCGCAUGCGUGGUCUACCAUUUAAAAUCGAAGAGAAAGAUGUGGUUGAGUUCUUUGGACCGGAUAUUCCCCUCGCAGGAGGAGAAGACGGAAUCCUCUUCGUGAAGCACAAGAGCGGCAAGAUGACAGGAGAUGCCUUCGUGCUCUUUGGCUCUGAGGACGCGGUGUCCAAGGCACUUGCCAAGCAUCGGGAGUACCUAAAGAACAGGUAUAUUGAGAUCUUCAGAAGCACCACUGCCGAAGUUCAACAGGUCCUCUCUCGUGUCCAAUCCGAGCCUAUCAUGCCAGACAUCCCCCAGCAACCGAUCAUGCCCCCUACUAUGAUCCCCAUCCCCAUCCACGCCAUGCCCCCUCCUCCACCCCAGCACUUCAUUACUGCAGGGGUAGUGCGUGACUGCAUCCGAAUGAGAGGCCUCCCGUACAACGCGUCUAUCGAAGACAUCAUGAACUUUCUCGGGGAGGCAGCCCAGUACAUUCGGCCUCAUGGAGUCCACAUGGUCCUAAACCUUCAGGGUAAGCCAAACGGUGAGGCGUUUAUCCAGAUGACGUCUGCAGAUCGUGCCUGCUUGGCGGCACAGACUUGCCAUAUGAAGUACAUGCGGGAGCGUUAUGUAGAAGUCAUGCAGUGUUCGGGAGAUGAGAUGCAGAUGGUGCUGACGAGUGGUAUCCGCAACGAGAAGGCACCACAGCCACAAAUAAACGCAAUAUCCCCGACCACUCCAAUCCCCUACCCUCCACCACCUCACCAUCCUCACGCCCAGCUCACCCACCCAGGUCAGAUGCCACCGGUGAGUGCAGGUAUGGUGCCCUCCAUGCCACACAUUCCAGGUCACGCCAGUCCACACGCCGCAGCCGUUGCAGCCGCAGCGGCCGGUCAUCCCCAGCUCCCACCCGGCGCCACUUUCUUGCACCAACAGCAAUUGAUGUACGUACAUCCGGGGUUCCCAAGUCCGCCCGUGUCGCCAACGGGGCACCAACUUUACUACCCAGGCGCCACUACCGGAACUAACGCUGCAGCCGCGGCGUUUGCGGCCGCACAGAGCAACGCCAUGAUUCGUCUACGAGGACUUCACACAGGCGCAACCGCCCAAGAUGUUGCGAAGUUCUUCCAGGGCUAUGGGGUACCUCCAGAAAGCGUUCAAGUGAGUCAAAACGGAGAGGCUGUGGUCCCAUUUUCUUCUCAAGACAUUGCAGUUCGUGCCCUGCAAGAUCGACAACGGCAAUUCGCCGGCAAAAUGGAACUAUUCGUUGCCUAAAGACGAGUAUGAGGGGAAAGACGGGAAAGAUUUAUCGUCUGCUAUUGUGUGGGACUAAAUAAAAUGACUUGCUUGGUCGCUUUGCUCAAACUCAAAACGUUUGUGUAUUUGCAAACAAAUACAUUGAGAAAUAAAUGCUUGAAUUUUCCAACCGCUCUUACUAAUUUUUGUAUGGUAAAGCCCUUUUGCUCAUUUGCGUGUGUAACACGACAUCACCGGCGAGUUUUGAUUGGCCAGUUUUGAUUAUCACGUGCUUUAUUCAUGCGCCAAAACGCCAUUGCGCAGCAAUAAAAAUAUCCUACCGAGCCCAAUAUAUAGGAACUAUUAUUUUGGCGCCAAAACGUAUACAUUUUCAAAACUGUCAAUAAAGAUUGGAAAAUUUCAGCAUUUAUUGUGUUCAUGCAAAAUAAAAGUGAGUUUGGGUACCCAUGACAAUGGCUGAUAUAUUAUUUAAUAAAGAAUGAGCUUGCCAGGUUUGCUCGGUUGGUUUACAUUUCCAGUAAAUACAUUGUUCUUUUUAAAAGUGUUUUUCACCUUUUUCGACACAGUAAUGAUGUGUUUCUAUAUGCUAAAAUGUGUGCAAAGUUAUUGUCUUUAUUGUGUUUCAAAUUCAUUUUAGUCGCGUACAUCUCCUUUCAUCCAACUCCUUUAAAUGUAGCAUUUUACUCCAAUUUGAUUUGUUUUUUUGAAAUCUCUUUUUUUAAGGCAAGAUUAAGAUUAAUCAUUUUGAUUCAAAUGAAGCCUUAUUUUUCAGCUCAUAUUUUUUAAAUUGAAUUUCUCAUUGAUUCAAAACAUUGAUGGUGUCAUCCACGUAUAAAAAAAGGAACACAACACUGUUGUACAUCACUACCCACUCUUAAACACAACUCAAUUUGCAAACUAGAGGUUAUUUCUUCAUGCAUGCGUUCUUUUUUCUUCUGAUAUAUUGUAUUAGCCUUGAUUGUAAAUGUAUUCGUCCAUUAUCAGUACAAAUAAAAUUAAAAUUACAAUAUUUUAUUCUUCAAAAGAAUAGAACAAAGUAAUAGAAUAGGACAGAAACCCUCGGUAUAAAGAAAUGAAAAUUAAAGGAGAAAGAGGACUUGCCAGCAAAUGAAAUAAUUCUGACGUUUUAGAUGAACUUUCCGAUUUAUCUUUAAAGUCAGGAGUGUGGCUGGCUUGCCGUUUAAUGGAAAACAAAAUGUUUAUUAAAGAAGAAUAUAAUAACUUUUAUAAAUGUACUCUUAUGAAUAAAACCAUUGUAGACAAAUAUAGCAAUUCGUACAUUAUUAAUGUUGUAAGUAUGUAUUGCUAUGUUUUUGUAGACUAGUACUAGCAUUAUUAUCAAGUUCUGCAUUUUGUAAAUAGUUUUCGCCUUGUUGCGAGUUGGCAACACCUAAAUGUGCCUUAUAUUGUUAUUAGACGGUUGCCUUCCUUAACAAGCUGCUCCUUUAAGAAAGACUUCCUUAAUUUUGUAAAAUAUAUAGUCAUUUUCUUCCUUAUUUUGAUAUGUACACAUGAAUGUGUAAAUUUGCAUUUUUGUAAUGCGUGUUUGUACGACAAAAUCCGUACGUCUUCCUAAUGUAUGAUAUUUAACAGUUAACCAAUAUCGUCUGAUACUUGGUUGCAUUUACGUAUGCCUCUUUGUGUGUUAAAAGCCUUUGAAUAAUUAAGUAAUAAUUAUUUUAUAAUCAUGAAUUUUGAUAUGGUUCUAAAGUGCCUAUAGCGCUGGACGCCAAUUAUUGAGCUCAUACAGGCUUCCAAAGUAAUAACAUGUGUAGAAUUAUCAGCAAUAAAUAUACGCUGAGUAAAUUUAAUAUUUUUCUGUUAAUUGCAUUGAAUAUUGAAUAAUAGUGAUGCAUUUGUUUUAAUCAAAUUUUAUUCAAAUCAAGCAUUCGGAACCGGGCAGUAUUCUACCGAAUAAUGUUUUUGUUUUCUUCAACACAGAAUUUGCUCUAUUGCAUUGAUUUGCAUACUUAGCCAUAGCAGAUGAAAGUAGGGAAGAGAAGU
Lytechinus variegatus (green sea urchin) is the source of this 4973-nucleotide messenger RNA. RefSeq names its product epithelial splicing regulatory protein 1-like. Bases 762 to 2987 code for a protein of 741 amino acids. NCBI's taxonomy places the organism in Eukaryota, Metazoa, Echinodermata, Echinoidea, Temnopleuroida, Toxopneustidae. Gene Ontology annotation, cellular component: nucleoplasm; ribonucleoprotein complex. Gene Ontology annotation, biological process: regulation of RNA splicing. The transcript has 14 exons. Gene Ontology annotation, molecular function: mRNA binding; 3'-5'-RNA exonuclease activity. The record is from RefSeq and is a predicted model, not a curated record.